GCUGCUGCUCUUCAAACAGGAAGUUGUAUGCAUGCUUAGGACGCUUGUUUUCUUCUUCUCAGCGACUUGCUUCUUUCAUCACCAAAAGGCAUCUUUCCAUCUUCAGUUUGCAAAAUGAAACAAAAUUCAAACGUACCAGCCUUUCUCACCAAGCUUUGGACUCUUGUGGAAGAUUCUGACACAAAUGAAUUUAUUUGUUGGAGUCAGGAAGGUAACAGUUUCCUUGUCAUGGAUGAACAGCGAUUUUCCAAGGAUAUCCUUCCCAAGUUCUUCAAGCACAACAACAUGGCCAGCUUUGUCAGACAGCUGAAUAUGUAUGGAUUUCGCAAAGUGAUGCACAUCGACACAGGCAUAGUAAAGCAAGAGAGGGAUGGACCAGUUGAAUUUCAGCAUCAUUACUUUAAACAUGGUCAGGAUGACUUGCUGGAAAACAUCAAAAGAAAGGUUUCCAAUGCAAGACCAAAUGAUACGAAGAUCAGACAGGAAGACCUGUCCAAUAUUUUGGCCAGUGUUCAGAAUGUUCACGGAAAACAAGAAAGCAUUGAUUCCAGACUCAACACACUGAAAAGAGAUAAUGAAGGUCUAUGGAGGGAAAUAUCAGACCUGAGACAGAAGCACUCCCAACAGCAGCAAAUCAUUAAGAAGUUAAUACAAUUCAUCGUCACAUUGGUACAGAAGAACCGGAUGAGUUUAAAACGCAAGAGGCCUAUUCUACUGAACAGCAAUGGAAAGAAGCCUAAAUACAUCCAUGAAAUCUACGAUGAUCCUCCUCUGGACCACAACAAACCCUCUGUCAGUGGUUUGAAGAGUGCUGAUCUUACUGACGAUGUCGUCAUCUGUGAUGUAACUGACGAUGACACAGAGAUCACAGAGGGCCCCUCAAGAGCAUUGGAUCAAUCGGAUGUAGAAAUAGUUGGGGUCUUCAACAACAAUACUGUGUCACAGACAGACAGCGCUGACAGUAUAGGACAGACCAACUCUUUAGUAAUCGAACCAGAAGAGACCACCAUAAGCACAUAUGAUAGCCUUCCCACAAGCAGCACCUUGCAGCUCAACAAACAGUCAGGGUUGAGCCUGGAGGAUCCAAUGAAGAUGAUGGACUCAAUCCUCAAUGAGAGUGGAGCUAUUUCUCAGAAUAUCAAUCUCCUCGGCAAGGUUGAGCUGAUGGACUACUUGGACAGCAUUGACUGCAGUUUGGAAGACUUUCAGGCUAUGGUGUACGGGAAGCAGUUCAGCAUUGAUCCAGAUAUUUUAGAGGCCACAGAGGGGAGUGGUGGUCCCAAAGAAAAUGCAGGGCUGCUAUCCAAAGGAGACAAGUCUAGUUUCUCAGCAGACAACCAGCUGGUCCAGUACACAUCCUGCCCUCUGCUGGCCUUCCUGGAUGGCUGCACCCCUUUGGCCACAGAGGCAGACAGCAGCACAGCCACAGAACUGGGAGACAGCCUGCUGCAGCACAACACUGAGGUCCCCACAGACCUGCUGGAGCCAGACAAGGAGCCUCCACGAAGCUCUCUGAUCCGCCUGGAGCCCCUGACUGAGGCAGAGGCCAGCGAGUCAACGCUCUUCUACCUGUGUGAACUCAACCCAGAAGGUGACACCACUGACUCGACGCAGCUGGAGAUUUAUGAUCUAUUUCCUGUUCAGAAGUAAGACAUUCCGUCAUUUAGUGGAAUAAUCUACUAACAGCUGUACGUAAACCCCGAUUAAGAUGAGGCUGCAAUUGUUGGUUUAGGUUUCAGCAUUUCUUGUGAAAAGGGGAAUGUUUCACUAUGUAUUCUUGAUAUGUUAAGGAUCACAUUCAUCUUUAAUGAACAAAAACAGAAGUGCCUGUUUCCUUAGUAAAAUCCCAAUGUUGAUCAUUUCAAGUACUGUAGUCUGUAUCAAUGUUUAUGUUAAGAUUCAUAGAUUGCGAAGCUUAACAGUGACAAUGACAUUAAAAGAACAGCAAAAGCAUCAUUACAUUCUGAAUGCUUUGUUCUGUAGGUGAAGGUAUAUUCAAGAAAAUGCAUGCUUUGCCUUAAAGUUUAUUAAAAGGUGGGUUA
Messenger RNA from Oncorhynchus mykiss (rainbow trout), 2042 nucleotides. RefSeq names its product heat shock factor 2. Lineage: Eukaryota; Metazoa; Chordata; Actinopteri; Salmoniformes; Salmonidae. Gene Ontology annotation, biological process: regulation of DNA-templated transcription. Gene Ontology annotation, molecular function: sequence-specific DNA binding; DNA-binding transcription factor activity. The record is from RefSeq and is marked provisional.